AGGUGACAUUGAAGGUGAGAUGGUUGGUGCUCCAACUGUCACUUCUGAAGGACAAACAACGUAUACCGGGUGUCAUAUUGACGCAUCUGAAACGUAUUGUCUCGAUGAUAACGGAGAGGAGCUUCAAUUUGUUGUUGAAUCGACGAACGCAAGCUCUGAGACGACUGAUUCCAGUAGUGGUGAGAACUGUCACUUCCAUGCCGGUGUCGAGCACUGUACUGGAGGUAGUUCAGAAACGUCUUGCGAGAGAACUGAAAGAGACUAUGACAUCCCACUGAGAAUUGGCCUGUUGUUCGUCAUCUUGGUAACAUCUGGUUUGGGGUCACUGGGGCCUCUCUUCAUCAAUAAACUGUUCAAGCUUUCUAUGGAGAACAUCGUCUUUGUUAUACUUAAACAGUUUGGUACCGGUAUCAUCAUCUCAACGGCGUUCGUCCAUCUGAUCACUCACGCCAACCUGAUGUGGGCCAACGACUGUAUUGGUGAUGUGGGUUAUGAGGCCACCGGUGCUGCCAUUACAAUGGCAGGCCUGUUCCUCGCAUUCAUCAUCGAAUACGUUGCCAAUAGACUGAUGCAAUGGAGAAACAGCACAUUGCAACAAAAAGACACUAUAGAAGCAGGCCCUGAGCUUUCGACUGUAUCAGCUAACGACGAAGGAUCCGUCGAAUCUGAGCAGAAGAACACAUCACGGUCCAAAGCUGAAGACGUACAGCAUAUGGAUCACCAUUCUCACGGACUGCUACACCCAGAUGAUAAGAUCUCUGUUUUGACCAUGGAGGCUGGUAUCAUUUUCCAUUCCAUUCUCAUAGGUAUCACACUGGUGGUUGCUGGUGACUCCUACUUCAUCACACUAUUCAUUGUUAUUUUAUUCCAUCAAUUGUUCGAAGGUAUUGCGCUCGGCUCUAGAAUUGCGCAGUUAGAGAACACAACUUUUUGGAUGAAGUUCAUCAUGGGCUCAGUCUUUGCUGUUAUUACGCCAAUUGGCAUGGCUAUUGGUAUCGGUGUCCUGUCACAGUUCAACGGUAGUGACAGAAGUACGCUGAUUGCCCUCGGAACCCUGGAUUCAUUCUCUGCAGGGGUCCUCAUUUGGACAGGUGUUGUAGAGAUGUGGGCACAUGACUGGCUCUUUGGUACCUUGGCAGCUGCUUCGUUAUGGAAGACAAGCUGUGCACUCUUCUCUCUCAUCGUGGGGAUGAUAGUCAUGUCCGUCUUAGGUAACUGGGCAUAG
Messenger RNA from Williopsis jadinii, 1225 nucleotides. RefSeq names its product Zip-domain-containing protein. Lineage: Eukaryota; Fungi; Ascomycota; Saccharomycetes; Phaffomycetales; Wickerhamomycetaceae. Gene Ontology annotation, molecular function: zinc ion transmembrane transporter activity. Gene Ontology annotation, biological process: zinc ion transmembrane transport. The coding region runs from base 20 to 1225 and encodes 401 amino acids. Gene Ontology annotation, cellular component: plasma membrane. The record is from RefSeq and is a predicted model, not a curated record. The transcript has a single exon.